This is a messenger RNA of Oppiella nova, 1590 nucleotides long. Lineage: Eukaryota; Metazoa; Arthropoda; Arachnida; Sarcoptiformes; Oppiidae. The record is from the annotation of a GenBank genome assembly.
AUGGAAAGUAUUGAUGUGAACACGACAUCAGGUGUAGUGAGAGGUCUCUCUAUAAAUGUGUUGAACACAUGUGUCCAUCAGUUUUUGGGUAUACCUUAUGCUGAACCACCAGUCGGUGCGCUUAGGUUUGCUAAACCAGUUCCACUGAAAACACCAAAACAGUACGUAAUCGAUGCCACAAAAUUGGGCAACUCAUGCAUGCAAAAAGCGGACCCUGAUACAACAAAACUAUUGCCUAACCUCACGUACAGCGAAGACUGUUUGGUGCUAAACAUUUGGACACCAAAUGUACAAAAUAAUAGACAUCGCAAAAGGCGGCGGCUACUAAAAUCACAUAAAUCACGUGACUUGAAACCAGUCAUGUUUUACAUACAUGGAGGCGGUUUGCAAACGGGGUCCAUAUUUUUUAUGACCGCAUAUAAUGGCAGCGUUUUGGCCACACAUGACGUGGUGAUUGUGUCGACUAAUUAUCGGUUGGGACCGUUUGGCUAUUUGUACGCAGGGGUGGAGUCCGCGCCCGGAAAUGUGGGCUUUUUUGACCAGUUAUUGGCUCUUAAAUGGGUUAGAGAAAAUAUUCACCGAUUCGGUGGGGAUAAGGAUAAGAUCACUAUAUUUGGUGAGAGCGCCGGUAGUUGGUCCACAUCGGCGCACAUAGUGUCGCCGCUAACUAAAGGCUUAUUCCGGAGGGCUAUUAUGCAAAGUGGUGCCCAUAUGUACAACAAGGACAGGGAUGUCAUCAGCAAAUCGGAGGCUCUAGAUCUGGCUAAACAAACGGCGCGACAACUGAAUUGCAGUGAUGAUGACCAAUGGUUGCAAUGUCUGAGGGGUGUCGGUGCUGACCACCUCUUACAGACUGAGACCAAACUCGAAACAUUCCCGGUGUUGGGCACCGAAUAUAUGCCACUUUCCGAGCAAAAGGCAUUUUUGGACCACAAAUUCAAUUCAGGCAUCGACUUAAUGGCAGGCAUUACCCAAAACGAGGGGUCGUUCCUGUCGAGAGCCAUCGAUAGGCGCAUCGAGGGUAUGACUGUCGACAGGUUUCAAGAGGAUGUCCUCAAAACCGAUCACAUGUUUCACGGACUGGACGUCCAAAGGGUUACCGAUUUCUACCUGAAGGGUGUCAACCGCACGGAUCCGGUGGCCAUUCGGUGGGCUUUCUAUGACUUUUUCGGUGACCUCUUCAUGAAGUGUCCGACAUAUCUGUUCGCCAAACGGUUCAAGACUAUUGUCAAACACCGGAAAAACGUCUACUUUUACCUACUUACUUAUGUGAACCCCUUGGCGGCCAAACUGCUUAAUUGUGACCCGGCUACUAUGGGCGUUUGUCACACCAUGGAUAUACCCUUUGUGUUUGGUUUGCCGUUAACUUUACCGCAACUUUUUACGCCCGAAGACCAAGUCUUUAGUCGACAAGUCAUGAAAAUGUGGACCGAUUUUGCUAAAUACGGUAAACCGGACGAAGUUUGGCCGCAACUGUUGGAUAAUAAUGUGGUAAAAGUCCGAGACUUAAAUCCGGUGAAUAUAAGCCGGGUAUUGGACGACCCAUUUCACGCAAUAUGCGAUACCUUUUGGAAAGACUACUAUUUGUGA